Nannospalax galili (Upper Galilee mountains blind mole rat) is the source of this 2244-nucleotide messenger RNA. It is a transcript of the gene Tespa1, whose product is annotated as thymocyte expressed, positive selection associated 1. The transcript has 10 exons. The record is from RefSeq and is a predicted model, not a curated record. NCBI's taxonomy places the organism in Eukaryota, Metazoa, Chordata, Mammalia, Rodentia, Spalacidae. Bases 1 to 1530 code for a protein of 509 amino acids. Gene Ontology annotation, molecular function: signaling receptor binding.
AUGGAAGCAUCUGUGCUGAGCCCCACGUCCUGGGAGAAAAGAAGGGCCUGGCUGUGCCAGAGCCGCAACUGGCAAACCCAGGUCCUGGAAGAGGAGGCUGCUGCUGCUGCCCUGGAGGAUGUGCCAGAUCCGGACCCUUCCAGCCUGGAUGAUGUUUUCCAGGAAGGGAAUCCACUCAAUAAGAUUGAAGACUGGCUUCAGGACUGUGGAACGUCUGAAGAGGGACUUUCAGAAGAAGUGGGACACUCCAUAUACAAUGGGUACUCUAGCCAUGGGACCAGCUUUGAAGAUGACUUGAGCCUUGGAGCAGAGGCCACACUACUGGCCACCAAUGGAAGCCCGUUCUCCAGGAAUUUCCUCCAGACACCCAGGCCUUGCCAUCUACUUGAUCUUGGCUGUAGUUUGGCUUCCAGCAGCAUGACUGGUGGGACCAACAAGACUAGUUCAAGCAUUUCAGAGAUUCUGGACCAGGUGCAAGAAGAUGCGGAGGAUGUCCUCUUCAGCCUGGGCUUUGGCCACGAGGACCACAAAGAUACAUCUCGUAUCCCUGCAAGAUUUUUCACCAAUCCCUCUCGGGCCAAAGGCAUUGACUUCCAGCUCUUCCUGAAGUCCCAGGUACAGAGGAUUGAGAUGGAAGACCCCUGCCUGAUGCUGGCCAGCAGGUUUAAGCAGGUUCAAACACUGGCUGUCACCGCUGAUGCCUUCUUCUGCCUCUACUCCUAUGUAUCGAAGACACCUGUCCAAAAGUUCAUGCCAUCCAACAUCUUUUGGAAUUGUAACCCAACUGAUGUGCCAUCCAUCAGGAUUCUAGCCCCAGAGCCAGAACCCCACUCACCCAGAGACCGUCUCCGGAAAGCAGUCUCUAAAAUGUGCCUGUAUACAGGUUCCCGAGAUCAGCUGUCACCACCUCACCACACCCCCAAAAGGAACAGUUUGGACCAAGUGGUGUGGGAAGUGAUAGACAGAGUAAAAGGAGAGAAACUAGGGCUCCAGCAAGGCUCUGGGUAUGGUCAAGGCACACAGGAAGAUCCUGUGCUCCCCUUAGGAGAUGCGGAUCUGCCUGCUUCAUUUCAGUGCGCACUCUGCCCUAAAAAGGAAACACAGAUAGAGACGUGGUGUGCACACUCUCUAGCCAGAGCAGAUCCACAGUGCAGCACAAACUCUGCACAGGAGAGGAGAGAACUGUGGGGUCUACAGGCCACCAAUAAGGAGGCCCAUUCGGCCAAGAAUGAGACUAUGUGGGAAAGAAAGAGCAAAACAAGAAAGAGCUUAUUUCAAAAGAGUCCCUUGGACAAGACAGUUAAGUCCCUGGAUCUGCCCAUCACCCAGCAGAAAUGGAAACAGAGCAGAGCCAGCGCAGAACUGCAUCGCUGUCUAACUCAGCAGCCUCAGGACACUUCUGACUUGGAAGCGAUACAAAGCAACAAUGAGGACAAGAAGGACAGCCACUCGCCCAGCAGACCCAGACAUCCCCCUUCCACCCCACUUUCCUUGGAGAAGACCCAAGAAGCUUUCUCAACACCAGCAUAGCGUGUUCUCACGACUGUGGCUUCACAGAAGAGCCCAACGGUCACCUCUUCCUGAAGGAAGUUACAUUGUCCUCAACAUCCAGCCCCUGCUCCUUGCAGCCCCAAAUUCCCAAAGGCAUUAGGAGAAUUCCAGCGUGGGACACCAAGAUGAAGACCAGACCAAGAGACUUGGACUCUACAUCCUGAUGCUGGUGUAAACUGGAGGCACAGACAGACCUCAGACACGUUUCUUCAUUUCCCCACACCUUCGCUUCUCCUCUCAGUGGAUGUUACCUACAGGAAAUGGACAUGGGCAACGCAGUCAAAGACUUCUUUUUGCCUAAGCUUUGGUACUGCUGAAGACAGAAGGCAUAAGAAUAAUCAAGUCUGCAAAACAGAGGUGGCUACUCGAUGCUGUUAAAGGGCUCAGGCUAAGAGGAGGGAGAAUCCUCCUAAGAAGAGGGUCAAAACCUUCAGUGCAGUCACUGGAGGAUUUCCUCCGGACCUCUGCUCCUUCGUAAGAAUUAGUUAAAUUCCCAAAGAUCUACCACUGCAUCAGAGCCCUAUUUACCUUCUUGGGGUUUUAUCUAGGAAGACACUUGGAGUAUUUCCCUUAAAGGAAGUUCCUCUGUCUUUCCGGAUUUGGUAUCUUCAUAGGAAAAUAGAAAGCUGAACUCAGGAUGCUUCCUCUUGGCUUAUGCAAAAAACAAGUGAAUAAAAAAUCAAACAAAUAAAA